This is a messenger RNA of Lactuca virosa, 976 nucleotides long. NCBI's taxonomy places the organism in Eukaryota, Viridiplantae, Streptophyta, Magnoliopsida, Asterales, Asteraceae. The record is from the annotation of a GenBank genome assembly.
UGUAUAUUGUAUACAUUAUUUCUUUAUUAUCCUGGUAAAUAUCGCGUAGUUUUGAAUCAAAUCAAUGAGCGUGUUCGGAGGAGACAGUUGGGGGAGAGAAGCACAGUACCGGAAGAGGAGAGUCGACGAUCUUCUGCUGGAUACAGCCGCCGAUCAUUCUUCCUACAGAAAGCUUCCUACCGGAAAAUACGCCUGCCUCAUCUGCCCUCAUAAUCCAGUCCUCGAUACUGCUCUCAUGCUCUCUAUGCACGUGAAAGCAAGACGCCAUGUUGAUGCAGAAAUGAGGCUCAAACAAAGAGAAGAAGAAAGACAAAAAGAGAUGAAUAAGCGAAUGGCCUUUUCACUUGAUUCUACUUCCAUGAGCAAGACAAACUUAGCUAGCAAACCUUUGAUUGAAAAAACACGAAAGGCUGCUUUUGAGGUACUUCGCCAUGGUUAUAUUGAACAAAGUAGCGCAAAUUACAGCCAAUCUAGAUGCUCGAUUUCUGAGAAUGCACCAUAUGAUUCAACCACUUCAAGAUUUGGUGAAACUGAGGCAUCUGGUAAGGAUAUUGUGAAGAUGCCAUUAGAUUAUCAAGAACGAAGGGAGAGAGAACUCAAGUUUACAUCUGCUGGUUGGAAGCGUGAUUGCCAUGGAGGGUGGUUCAGAGAUGAAAAUGUUGAGUUUGAUUCUGAUGAAGAAGAUCCAAAUGUGUCUCUUGCAAAUGGAGAUUGAUGAUGAUUGAUCGAUGCCUGGGUUACCUAAAUUUGAAAGCAACUUCUGGAAGACAAAUCAAUGGUGCAGAUCUGAUACAAUACUCUCUUUUCUUUAGGAAUCUAGUUAUUUUCUUAAAACGAAUGUAGAAGAAUACAACCAUAUUCACAAAUGAAUAUACACAAACUCUAUUGACUAUUGUAUAUACAAACUUUUUGGGCUAUCCAUAAGCAAAUUGUUCAUGUAUUGCAUCAUCCAAAGAUGUUUCAUGAUAUGUAGAGG